UCCACAGGGCUAGAGACACUCCACUUGCUUCAUUGUCCAACAGAACCUCUGAAGACCCUGAUGUUUGCAUUUCUGGGUGUUUCCAUUUUCAACAUGACCCAUAAAGGGAAAGGGGGAAAUCAUGGAGGUCAAGAAAGUUUCUCGCCUUCAUCUUGAUCUUUUGCUUCUUCCUUAACCAGGGAAGUGAGGAUUCCAUGGAGCCAACCUUUGGAUGCAGCAAUGAAAUCAAUAGUAUAGGAAGAAGAACUUCUCUCUAGGUGAUGGACUUGCUGAAAUCUUGACCUCACAUACAGAUAAGGAAAGAAAAAAGGAGACUGAAACAUCUGUAUUGCAAUUAAACACCUGUAUCAUGGCUGACAUGAAGGGGAAAGCAUUCAUAUGCCUGGAAUGUGGGAAGAGUUUCACUCAGAGGGGUGAUCUGAAGCGACAUAAAAGGAUUCACACGGGGGAGAAACCCUAUACAUGCCUGGAGUGUGGGCAGAGCUUCAGUAGGGGUGAAGGUCUACGUUCACAUCAAAAGAUUCACACUGGGGAGAAACCCUAUACUUGCCUGGAGUGUGGAAAGAGCUUCUUUGAGAGUGGUAGUCUACGUUUACAUCAAAGGACUCACACGGGGGAGAAACCCUAUACAUGCCUGGAGUGUGGAAAGAGCUUCACUCACAGUCAUAGUCUAUGUUUACAUCAAAGGACUCACACAGGGGAGAAACCCUAUAAAUGCCUGGAGUGUGGGCAAAGCUUUGCUCAGAGUGGACACCUACAUAACCACCGAAGGAUUCACACAGGGGAGAAACCCUAUACAUGCCAGGAGUGUGGGCAGAGCUUCACUCAGAGUGGAAAUCUACGUUCACAUCAAAGGAGUCACACUGGGGAAAAACCCUAUACGUGCCUGGAGUGUGGGCAGAGCUUUACUAAGAGUGAAAAUCUACAUAAACACCAAAAGAUUCACACUGGGGAGAAACCCUAUACAUGUCUGGAGUGUGGGCAGAGCUUCAUUGAGAGUGGAACUCUACGUUCACAUCAAAGGAUUCACACUGGGGAGAAACCCUAUAAAUGCCUGGAGUGUGGAAAGAGCUUCACUGAGAGUGGAACUCUACGUUCACAUCAAAGGAUUCACACUGGGGAGAAACCCUAUACGUGCCUGGAGUGUGGAAAGAGCUUCACUGAGAGUGGAAAGCUACGUAGACAUCGAAGGAUUCACACUGGGGAGAAACCCUAUACGUGCCUGGAGUGUGGGCAGAGCUUUACUACGAGUGAAAAUCUACACGAACACCAAAAGAUUCACACUGGGGAGAAACCCUAUACAUGUCUGGAGUGUGGGCAGAGCUUCACUCAAAGUGGACAUCUACAUAGACACAAAAGGAUUCACACUGGGGACAAACCCUAUACAUGCCUGGAGUGUCGAAAGAGCUUUGUUCGGAGUUCAGAUCUACGUUCACAUCAAAGGAUUCACACUGGGGAGAAACCCUAUACAUGCCUGGAAUGUGGAAAGAGAUUUGCUCACAGUUCAGUUCUACAUAAACACCAAAGGAUUCACACUGGGGAGAAACCCUAUAAAUGCCUGGAGUCAUUGAUAUGCCUGGAAUGUGGGAAGAGUUUCACUUGUAGGAGUCAUCUGAAACAACAUCAAAGGACUCACACUGGGGAGAAACCCUAUACCUGCCUGGAGUGUGGGAAGAGCUUCUCUGAGAGUUCAGAUCUACAUAAACAUCAAAGGAUUCACACGGGGGAGAAACCCUACACAUGCCUGGAGUGUGGAAAGAGCUUCUCUGAGAAUUCAUAUCUACAUAGACAUCAAAGGAUUCACACUGGGGAAAAACCCUAUACAUGCCUGGAGUGUGGAAAGAGCUUCCCUCAGAGUGGAAGUUUACGUUCACAUCAAAGGAGUCACACUGGAGAGAAACCCUAUACAUGCCGGGAGUGUGGGCAGAGCUUCACUGAGAGUGGAAGUUUACGUUCACAUCAAAGGAUUCACACUGGCGAGAAACCCUAUAAAUGCCUGGAGUGUGGGCAGAGCUUCACUUAUAGUUCAGGUCUACGUUCACAUCAAAGGAUUCACACUGGGGAGAAACCCUAUACAUGCCUGGAGUGUGGGCAGAGCUUCACUAUGAGUGGACAUCUACGAUCACAUCAAAGGAUUCACACUGGGGAGAAACCCUACAAAUGCCAGGAGUGUCGAAAGAGCUUCACUGAGAGUUCAAGUCUACGAUUACAUCAAAGGAUUCACACUGGGGAGAAACCCUAUACAUGCCUGGACUGUGGGCAGAGCUUUACUACGAGUGGAAGUCUACAUACACAUCAACGGACUCAUACUGGGGAGAAACCCUAUACAUGCCUGGAGUGUGGAAAGAGGUUCACUCAUACUACAGGUCUACGUUUGCAUCUAAGGAUUCACACUGGGGAGAAACCUUAUACAUGCCCAGAGUGUGGAAAGAGCUUCGCUCAUAGUUCACAUCUAUAUAAACAUCAAAGGACUCACACUGGAGAGAAACCCUGUAAAUGCCUGGAGUGUGGAAAGAGCUUCACUCAGAGUGGAAGUCUACGUUCACAUCAAAGGAUUCACACUGGGGAGAAACCCUAUACAUGCCGGGAGUGUGGGCAGAGCUUCAUCCAUAGUUCAGGUCUACGUUCACAUCAAAGGACUCACACUGGGGAGAAACCCUAUAUGCGCCGGGAGUGUGGGCAGAGCUUUGCUCAGAGUGGAAGUCUACGUUCACAUGAAAGGACUCACACUGGGGGGAAAUCCUAUAAAUGCCAUGAGUGAUGACAGAGCUUCACCCCUUGUUCAAGUUUACAUUCACAUCAAAGGACUUACUCUGGGGAGAAACCCUCUGAACGCAUGGUGUGUAGAAAAAGCUUCUUUGAGAGCUGAAAUCUUCAUAGACACAGAAUUCACAUUGGAGAGAACAGCGGUGUUUGACUCCAAAGAGAGUUUCCCAGAUAGAGCUUUCUCGAUUUUUAUGUUGUUGAAACACUUUUUAGAAAUGCAUCCUUUUGAGACAAAGUAAUUCAGUUUAACUAGCAAACCAGAGAUUAGAACAACACCAUAUAAGACUUUCCAUAUAUAUAAUAUAAUAAUAUAUAGAAAGACAUUUCACUAGAGAGAUAGCAGACUGAGAGAUAGCUUCUAUUCCAGAGCUGUAAGUAUACAGAACUCAGUGGUUUUGCAUUGAUGUUGCAUUGGGGGCUGUGUGGGGGUGGUUUGGGUGUGGAGGGGCAAGUGUGUUGGUUUUGUGAUGUGUGCUAAGGAAAGCAUAGUGAUAGUGAAAGGAAUGUACUAAUUGGCAAGCCAAGGAAAGACCAGACACUCUUUGAU
Anolis sagrei ordinatus is the source of this 3313-nucleotide messenger RNA. The record is from RefSeq and is a predicted model, not a curated record. Lineage: Eukaryota; Metazoa; Chordata; Lepidosauria; Squamata; Anolidae.